UGUCACGUGUCCUUUUCUCCCGGUAGCGUUUCGAGGGGUUGGAUUCACAUCGUCAUUGUCAAGAAAUCAAGGCCCGUUCAUCACGAAUAGUCAGCAAGUUCAAGAGGUAUGGCGGAGAAAUGGGCAGAAAGAUUGCUGGAAUAUUCCUCGGGGGCCACAGCCAUGUUGUGUCUCGCUGUGGGUCAUGAGGUCGGCAUCUUCAAGGUCAUGUCUGAUGCUGAAGACAGUCUAACAUCUCAAGACAUUGCUGACAAGGCCAAUCUCAAAGAAAGGUACGUGCGGGAGUGGUUGGGGUGUAUGACAGCGUGUGAGGCUGUCGAGGUCACCGGCGACGACCCACCAAAGUACUACAUCCCAGAGUCCCACAAACCGUUUCUGCAGACAAUUGGGAUUUCUUCAAGUCUGUUUGCAAACUACGCCACAAGAUACGAUGCUGUUAAGGCCUGUUUUCACAAAGAUGGCCCCUCUGGUGUUGGCCAUGAAAAGUUUCCAGGAAUCUUCUCAGUGUUCAACGAGAUGCGAGUUGUGUCCCAGAAGAAGAAUAUGGAGGAUGAGCUACUACCUGCCAUCAGCGAGCUCCUUCCUAAACUAGAAUCUGGAAUAGACAUAGCCGAAAUAGGCUGUGGAACAGGCAUUCUGUCUCGGAGUCUGGCCGAGAGGUUUCCAAACAGCCGUGUUCACGGCAGCGACAUCUCUGAUCAAGCUCUCAGCAUGGCAAGGGAAGGUUCCGCUUCGAAGAACUUAGAAAAUGUUACGUUUGAAAAGGUAGACAUCUGUAACAUUCCAGACACCAUGGUGGCAAAGUUUGAUUUGAUCGUUUGUUUUGAUGUCAUCCAUGACUUGAAUGACCCAGAGAAGGCUUUGAAGGAGAUACAUCGUGCUCUGAAAGAUGGGGGGUACUUCAUUAUGGCAGAUAUACACACAAAAAAGGAAAGAACGGACAUUGUCGGAGAUAUGGGUGCGUGCUCACUGUACGGAAUGAGCACCUUCCUGUGUCUCCCAGCAAGCCUUGAACAAAAUGGCGGAAUCGGACUUGGUGCUGCUUGGAGCAGGGAGCUGGCUGGGGAGCUGAUUAAAAAUGCUGGUUUAAAAUUGAUCAGAGUGAAUCCUAGUAAACAGAGCUCAUGUCUCUUCUAUCAUGUUUGUGUGAAAAACUGAAGAUUUGGUAUUUGUUUGAAUAUGCAGUAGAACAUGAUUAUAGACUUUGGAGUGUUCUGUUGCCAAUAUAGGUGUAGGCUUAUUUCAUUGUCAGUUUAUCACAAUAGUCAUUUUUUCAUUAUACAGAAAGACUUAUUUUUGGAUCCUCUUUCAGAUUUGAAAUCGAAAUUGAGCAUGUGAAUGUGCACAGAUGUGUUAAUAUAUGGUCAUGGUGGGACGAUACAUCAAUUCAUCCCUGGAUCGUGAUUUUUUACUUCUCGAUACAAGUAUCGAUCACAGUCACACACAAAGUAAAAAGUAUCGAUUCUCACUUCAGUGUUUGCUUGAAUAACUGUCACACUAAACACUAAUUAGUGAAAAUUAGCAGUGAAAACGUAAAUAUUUUCAUCCAUUGUGCCAUACUUGACACUGCCAACUGUAAAUUGUCAGUGUGCCAGGUAUUUGGCAAUCCUGUCUGAAAAAAAUAGCUUCGGGACUACAGACAAGAGCACAUGCAAGAAUCAUGAUACGUAUCGGAUUGUGAGCAAGGUAUCGUGAUACAUAGCGGAUUGCACAGUUGGUGUAUCGUCCCAGACCUAAUGUCGACAAUGACUUGUAGGAGUAUUCAUUGAUCACUGCAUAAUAUAUUAUUUAAAAAAAAAAGAUGCUAAACAUUUAGUCAAAAUAUAGUAUAUUUACACAUAUAUUUUUGUUGUUGAUUAGUUAUUUGGAUUACUUUCUGACAAGCAGUUUGUACCUCUACAAAAUGAACUUUUAGCUUGUAGUGAAUGAGAUGGUUUAUCAUCAUUUUGUACAGGUUUUAAUGACAGUUACAUGACUUAUAUGAUGCAGAUGGUGCACACUUGCCACAUUGCACAGGCAUAGUGGUGGCAUACCAAGAACCUUCUCGGGGCGAAUCUGCUCGUUUUUACAUUAUUAAUAGAUAAAGGUUGACCAACACAACUAUUUAUUAUGUUUGAUUCAACUGACCAAAGCUGAUUGGUCAGCAAAAUAUGUAAACCAUAAGUAAAACAUGUGGACUUAUUUGUGAAAGAAAUCUGAUUUUAACACACAAUGAUAAUUAAUUGGUAAAUUUAGCAUGGCUUGAAAGUAUAAAUAACCUGCAGUCCUCAGUGUAUUUGUGCCCAUGUGUUGUCAUAAACAUGAUAAAGACAUUCUUUUGGUUUUUCAGUAACCAAAUUCAAUUGGUGCCAUUUUAGAAUCAAAAGUUGAAAAUACCAUGAGCAGAUGUCAGACCAUGAUGAGAAUAUAUAUCUUUUGUUAGAUCAAUGUUGUGUUUAGGUUGAAAAGAUAUCUGUCCCAAAUUUAUGACAGGUAGAAAUGGUAUCAA
Messenger RNA from Haliotis rufescens (red abalone), 2488 nucleotides. RefSeq lists its product as uncharacterized. The transcript is spliced from 5 exons. The record is from RefSeq and is a predicted model, not a curated record. The coding region runs from base 109 to 1158 and encodes 349 amino acids. NCBI's taxonomy places the organism in Eukaryota, Metazoa, Mollusca, Gastropoda, Lepetellida, Haliotidae.